This is a messenger RNA of Macrosiphum euphorbiae (potato aphid), 834 nucleotides long. The record is from the annotation of a GenBank genome assembly. NCBI's taxonomy places the organism in Eukaryota, Metazoa, Arthropoda, Insecta, Hemiptera, Aphididae.
AUGAGACUGGCUAGGAGAAGUUCAAUGCCAACACUGCCUUCUUCAUUGGCCGGCUUGGCCAAUGUGUUUGAAUUGGGCAGUUUGAACCAAUACUCCUGCUGUGAACAGUCAUUUUUUCAGGGUUGUGUGCGCGAUGUUGAUGGGCGAGCAGCCAUGAUUUUUGCGUGCACUAACCUGAUACAGUUGGUAGAAGUUAAUAAUAUAGAGGAGAUUCACAUAGAUGCGACGUUCAAGGUAGUACCGUCGAAUAUGGGAAAGCAGAUGUUAAGCAUACACUGCAUGAUUGGAAACCAUUCCAUACCCGUUGUGUAUUGCCUAAUGGAAUCAAAGUCGAGGAACUCAUACAAGUGCUGUUGGUUUCAUCAUAACCAAGCAGUUUGGAAAAAUAAGAAAAAAAAAGGGUUUUUAAAUUUAACCAAUUCCAAUCAAAGUGCUUCUAAAGCAUUGAGAAUGCUGUUAGCUUUACCGCUGUUACCAGCUGCUGAUAUAGAACGAGGAUUUGAUGCUGUGAGGAUAUUUGCCAUAAACCAAAAUGUACCAAUGGUUUCUUUAUUUGAUUACUAUCAAAAUUAUUGGCUAAGACAGGUUGGGGUACAUGCGUUAUCAGUUAAUGGCCAACCAAGGAGGACUAAUAAUUACGUAGAAAGUUUCCACAACUCUUUACGUAUUAAGUUUAACGUGGUUCAUCCAAAUUUGUGGAAAUUUUUAGAUCACCUUACACAGCUGAGUAAAAAUGUCCAUAUUACAAGAACACAACUUGCGAAUACCCUGCGCCCUACGCGAAAACAACAUAUCUAUUCGAAUAUCCAAUUUAUAUCUAAAUGUUGUCUUUAA